This is a messenger RNA of Alternaria ethzedia, 2130 nucleotides long. RefSeq lists its product as uncharacterized. Lineage: Eukaryota; Fungi; Ascomycota; Dothideomycetes; Pleosporales; Pleosporaceae. Gene Ontology annotation, molecular function: tRNA binding; mRNA binding; ribosome binding. The record is from RefSeq and is a predicted model, not a curated record. Gene Ontology annotation, biological process: translational initiation. Gene Ontology annotation, cellular component: cytosolic small ribosomal subunit. The coding region runs from base 1 to 2130 and encodes 709 amino acids. The transcript is spliced from 3 exons.
AUGGCUGUUCCCACACAGUUGGCUUACCGCUCCGCCAAGGGCAUCGGGAUCUUCAACGCUGCUCCAGUGUAUGAGGCUCUUCCAGGAUUCGUACGACCCGAAGGCAACCUUCGCUGCUGCUGCUACUCGCCCGAUAGCAAGUACUUCGCAUGGGCAACACCUGAACAGGUUUCGGUGAUCGACGCCUCAGUCGGCAACGUCAUUACCACACUCCCCACACCGAACGUUUACGAGCUCGGCUUCUCCCCGCUCGGCACAUACCUCAUCACAUGGCAGCGCCCAUCCAAGGACGAAGACGGGAACGCGGCGAAGAACCUCCGGGUCUGGAAGACGCUCUCCGACGAAGCUGAAGAUGACGGAUCACGGGCAGUCAUCGGCGAAUACGUUCAGAAGAACCAGAGUGGCUGGAACUUGCAGUACUCGUCCGACGAGAAGUACUGUGCGCGCGUUGUAACAAACGAGGUGCAGUUCUUCCAGUCGAGCGACUUGCGCAACCCUUGGAACAAACUCCGCGUGGAGGGAGUGACCGACAUGGCGCUCGCCCCAGGCAAGAAUCAUUCAGUUGCCGUUUUUGUUCCGGAGCGCAAGGGUAUGCCCGCUGCUGUCAAGGUCUUCCAGGUCCCUCAAUUCAGCCAGCCGGUAUCCCAGAAGACUUUCUUCAAGGGCGACAAGGUCCAGCUGAAGUGGAACGAUCUCGGUACCAGCUUGAUUGUCCUAGCCCAAACUGAGGUCGACAAGACGAACAAGAGCUACUACGGCGAGACCAACAUGUACAUUCUUAGCGCCAACGGCACCUUCGACUCGCGCAUCCAGCUAGACAAGGAGGGUCCUAUUCACGACGUCUCCUGGUCGCCGAACUCGAAGGAGUUCGGUGUCACCUAUGGCUACAUGCCCGCAAAGACUACCAUCUUCAACCAGCGCGCGGUCGCACAACACAGUUUCGACCUAGGCCCACGCAACACUAUCCUUUUCAGUCCACACGGUCGCUUCGUCAUCGUCGCCGGUUUUGGUAAUCUAGCUGGAGAUAUGGACAUCUACGAUCUUGAGAAGAACUUCGCCAAGGUCUGCCACGUCAAGACCUCCAACUCGACCUAUUGCGCAUGGAGUCCGGAUGGGCAGCAUAUUCUUACGGCUACUACUAGCCCGCGUCUUCGUGUUGACAACGGUGUUCGCAUCUACCACGUCAGCGGGGGCCUCAUGUACAAUGAGGACAUGGCCGAACUCUACCACGUCGUUUGGCGCCCUCAGCCAAUCUCGAUGUACCCUCUGACCGACCCCUUGACCAACGUACCGGCACCGCAUCCGUCUGCGCUCGCCUACCUCAGCACCCAGAAGACACCGUCCAAGCCUGCGGGUGCCUACCGUCCCCCCGGAGCGCGCGGAACCGCUACACCCCUACACUUUAAGCGUGAAGAUGAAGGAGGCGCAGCUUAUGCCAACACCGGUAUCUCUUCCACGAACGUCGGCUUCGCCAAUGGAUUUGGCAAGCCGCGUCGCCGUGAGGUACCAGGAGCAGAAGCUGCUGAGACCCUUCCACCGGGCGCUGCUCCCGGCGGCGGUGUUAGUCUUACCGGCGCUCAAGAUGGCGAUGGAGAGCUCUCGAAGGCGGCUUUGAAGAACAAGAAGAAGCGAGAGGCCAAGAAGGCUCGCGAGGCCGCUGACAAGGCUGCUGGACUAGGCGCUGACGGUGCCAAUGUACCCAACGGAGCUGGACGUAGCCCAGAACGUCGCCAGCGCAGUCGCAGCAAGAGCGGAUAUGAGCAGCAAGGACGAAGCGCCAGCCAGCACCGCAACUUUGGCAACAGCCCAAACCGUCAAGCUCGUCCGGACGGUAACCAGCGCCAGAACCCUGCGCAGCAGCGUCAGCAAGCUCCAGCUCAGGCUCAGGCCCCUCCUCCGAUCCAGACCGAGAGCCAGGGUCCUCCCCCUGACCUCACCGUCACCAGCCCUGGUGACGGCGGCAACCCUCAGGACAAGAAGAUCAGGGGUUUGCUGAAGAAGAUGCGCGCCAUCGAUGAGCUGAAGAUGCGUCAAGCCGGCGGAGAGAAACUAGAGGACACCCAGGUCAAGAAGAUCAGCACCGAGAAGCAGAUCAAGAAGGAACUAGACGCCUUGGGCUAUAGCGGUUAG